AUUUCCUGGUUGUCAUACCCAAGGUAAGCAUGGCGGCAGCAGCAACACCCGGAGUUGCAGAGCAAACACCCGGAGCAGCUCCGCAGAGAGCUGUGCCGUUUGAUUUAUCCCAGGCUCCAAACAUCGAAGGCUUCAACCCUUUGCCUAAAGUCAAAGAUGAGACUUUCAAGGAAAAGUUUGCGAGGAAAACCAAGGAGAACCCAUUCGUCCCGAUAGGUUGUUUGGGAACAGCGGGAGCGCUGAUUUAUGGUCUCCGUGCCUUCCAUCAAGGGAAAACCAGACAGUCCCAGCUCUUGAUGAGGGGACGCAUCUUUGCUCAAGGCUUCACUGUUGUUGCCAUUAUUGUUGGUGUUUUUGCCACGGCUCUGAAACCCAAGCAGUGAAAUGGAUCGAUCCCACAUCUCUGCCAUUGUCCAUUCAGUGUGUGGAAUCGCAGCAGACUCUGGACUUCUUUAAAUGAACUGAAUAAUGUAUUGGGUCUUUAACAUUCUUCAGACACAUAUGUAAAUGUCAGCAUUAUUUAUUGCUGUUUAAAAACUGUGAAUCACUCACAAAAAAUGAUUAUUUUCUCUUCUUGCUGACAGUGUGGAACAGCAAGGUUGAAUCGGCUUGUUACCAGUAAGCAGGCUGGACUUCUUUAACACUACUAAAAUUGUGUUGAAGCAAAUUGCUGAUAAAUGUAAAUUGUUUUCUUGCUGAUUUGGUGAGCUCGGCUUCAAAUGUAUCCCCCAUACUGUUGUUAUUAUAUUCUAAUAAAAUGUCACAUUUGAA
This is a messenger RNA of Pundamilia nyererei, 771 nucleotides long. It is a transcript of the gene higd2a, whose product is annotated as HIG1 hypoxia inducible domain family, member 2A. Gene Ontology annotation, cellular component: mitochondrion. NCBI's taxonomy places the organism in Eukaryota, Metazoa, Chordata, Actinopteri, Cichliformes, Cichlidae. The transcript has 2 exons. Gene Ontology annotation, biological process: mitochondrial respirasome assembly. The record is from RefSeq and is a predicted model, not a curated record. Bases 30 to 383 code for a protein of 117 amino acids.